This is a messenger RNA of Nestor notabilis (Kea), 2225 nucleotides long. RefSeq names its product BOC cell adhesion associated, oncogene regulated (gene BOC). Gene Ontology annotation, cellular component: plasma membrane; axon. The transcript has 13 exons. Gene Ontology annotation, biological process: axon guidance; nervous system development; cell-cell adhesion. Lineage: Eukaryota; Metazoa; Chordata; Aves; Psittaciformes; Psittacidae. Gene Ontology annotation, molecular function: protein binding. The record is from RefSeq and is a predicted model, not a curated record. The annotation marks the transcript as partial.
AGCGUGGGGCCCGAGGACGAUGGCAUAUACCAGUGCAUGGCGGAGAACGAGGUUGGCAGCGCGCAGGCCAUGGUGCAGCUGAGGACAGCCCGGCCAGGAGCUAUGCUCAACCCUGGGCGAGAUGCUCAGCUGGGCUCAGCGCAGCCUCCAACACCACCUUCCAGGGACAGUGCCUUAAAGCUGCCGCUGGAUAAAGCUGGACUGCCAAAGACUGGGACAACCCCACUGCCAGCAUCUCCACAGUGUGCAGCCAACAGGGAAAUGGUGUCUCCAGCUGAGGCCCCCAUCAUCCUCAGCUCCCCACGGACAUCCAAGACAGACAGCUACGAUCUGGUGUGGAGACCCCGGCCUGACAGCAGAGCACCCAUCCUCUAUUAUGUGGUGAAGCAUCGCAAGGUCACCAACGCCUCGGACAGCUGGGCAGUGAGGGACGUCCCAGCCUCGCAGCACCGCCUGACCCUCACCAGGCUGGACCCUGGCAGUCUCUACGAGGUGGAGAUGGCUGCUCACAACUGUGCUGGCGAGGGACAGACGGCCAUGGUGACCUUCCGGACUGGCCGGCGCCCAAAACCAGAGAUUGUUGCCAGCAAAGAGCAGCAAAUCCAGAGGGAUGACCCAGGCACAAGCACUCAGAGCAGUAACCAGUCUGACAACAGCCGUCUGUCCCCUCCAGAGGCACCAGACCGUCCAACCAUCUCCAUGGCAUCAGAGACAUCUGUGUACGUGACGUGGAUCCCCCGUGGGAAUGGUGGGUUUCCCAUCCAGUCUUUCCGUGUGGAAUACAAGAAACUGAAGAAGUUGGGAGACUGGGUCCUGGCCACCAGUGACAUUCCUCCCUCUCGCCUCUCUGUGGAAAUCCCAGGCUUGGAGAAAGGCACAUCCUAUAAGUUCCGUGUCCGGGCACUGAACAUCCUGGGAGAGAGCGAGCCCAGUGCAGCGUCUCGGCCUUAUGUGGUGUCUGGGUACAGCAACCGAGUCUACGAGCGCCCUGUGGCUGGGCCAUACAUCACCUUCACAGACGCCAUCAAUGAGACCACCAUCAUGCUGAAGUGGAUGUAUAUCCCAGCCAGCAACAACAACACUCCCAUCCACGGUUUUUACAUCUACUACCGUCCCACUGACAGUGACAAUGACAGUGACUACAAGAAGGAUGUGGUGGAAGGAGAUCGGUACUGGCACUCCAUCAGUCACCUGCAGCCAGAGACCUCGUAUGACAUUAAGAUGCAAUGCUUCAAUGAGGGUGGUGAAAGCGAGUUCAGCAACGUGAUGAUCUGUGAAACCAAAGCUCGGAAGUCCCUUGGCCUGCCAGGUCGUCUUCCACCCUCCACAGUGCCCCCCCAGCAGCAUCCCCCGCUCAGUGGUGGACACAGUGGCCUGGGGGCAGGAGCCAUGGUGGCCCGUUCCAGCGACUUGCCAUACUUGAUUGUAGGCGUUGUGCUGGGCUCUAUCGUACUCCUCAUCGUGGCUUUCAUCCCCUUUUGCCUUUGGAGAGCCUGGUCCAAGCAGAAGCAAACCAUUGACAUGGGCUUCCCAGGAGCUGGGCUGCUGGUCUCGUCCUGCCAGUACACCAUGGUGCCUCUGAGGGGCAUCUCUGCUCCUCGUGCCAAUGGACAUCCCUAUGUUAGUGGGCAGCCCUACGCCAAUGGGGCACAUCUGAAUGGCAUCUGCCCCUCUGCAGGAGUGGGAUAUGCAAGCGCCAAGCCCCGAGAGUACAGUCCAGAUGAAGUGCCACAGUCACAUGAGGAGACCAAUGCUUUGCUGCAGGCGAGAGUGCUCCAAAACGGGAAUGUCCAGCAAGACUACCAGCCCUCCAGAUUGCCCAACCCAAGAACAGAAGACAGGUCAUUCCUUUACAGUCUCCCAGAUGACUCCACUCACCAACUUCUUCAGUCGCAAGAUGACUGUCCUCACCUUCAAGAGCACUUUGUUGGUCUCCAUCAUCCAGUGAUGGGCAGCAAAGUGGGAGGCCCCAGCCUGGAUGCUCGACGGGAUCCCCUGUUCCACCAAGGAAGCCCUUGCUGCCUCGGCCUAGUGCCAGUUGAAGAGGUAGAAAGACUAGGUUGCUGCCAGCCCAGAGGAGAUCUCCAUCCCCAGAAUCCAGUGAUCUCAUCUUUGGGUCAGGACCUACCAAGACACAUGAACAGCAGCCCGCCACUGCUGAGGCCCUUAGAGACUCAUUCUCCCGCCAGCUAGGGACCAAGCCACCUUUUGCAAAAGAUUUAUUC